AUGAGAUUCACUUCCACUCUUCAACUGCUACUCGCAGCUACUACUGUAUUAGCAGUACCCUCAAUUGACGAAAGAUCUCCAUCCAUCUCACGAAAUAAACAAGUCGGACCCAAAUGUGCAUUCAAACCUCUCCCCGAGACAGCAAAGCGCAACAAAGUGUGCAAAGUCAAGACUCACGGCAAUGGUAAAGAUGACUCUGAUUACAUCCUCGCUGCAUUGAAGUCCUGCAACAAUGGUGGAAAAGUUGUUUUUGAUAAGGAUUAUACAAUUGGCACGGCGCUGGAUAUUCAGUGGUUGAAACAUAUCGACCUCGAUAUCACCGGCACAAUCCAAUUUACCAACGACACAAACUACUGGAUCAACAAUGCAUUCCAAAUCGUCUUUCAAAACUCCACCACGUUCUUCCAACUCGGCGGCGAAGACGUCAACAUAUACGGCGGCGGCACAAUCGACGGCAACGGACAAGUAUGGUAUGAUAUGUUUGCUGUAAACGCUACGCUUCAGCGUCCCAUCUUGAUGGGUAUUAUUGGUCUGGAAGGCGGUUCCAUUGGACCAUUGAAACUGAGACAUUCGCCGUCUUGGUAUCAUAUUGUUGCUAAUUCGUCGAAUGUGGUGUUUGAUGGAUUGGAUAUUUCGGGGUAUAGUACAAGUGUACAUGUGGCUAAGAAUACGGAUGGAUGGGAUACCUAUCGCUCGGACAACAUUGUUAUCCAGAACUCCGUGAUCAACAAUGGCGAUGAUUGCGUCUCAUUCAAGCCCAAUAGUACCAACAUCCUUGUCCAAAACCUGCACUGCAACGGGUCUCACGGCAUCUCUGUUGGCUCCCUAGGCCAAUAUCCCGGCGAAGUCGACAUUGUCGAGAACAUUCUCGUCUAUAAUAUCUCCAUGUUCAAUGCAUCUGAUGGUGCCCGCAUUAAAGUCUGGCCCGGGAUCAACUCUGAACUAGAAGCCAGCCUCCAAGGCGGCGGUGGCCAGGGCAGCGUAAGGAAUGUAACCUACGAUACAAUGUCUAUCCAUAAUGUGGACUGGGCUAUUGAGUUGACCCAGUGCUACGGUCAGAGUAAUCAGACUCUGUGUGACGAGUAUCCCAGCAAUUUGACCAUUACGGAUAUCCAUUUCAAGAAUUUCAGUGGUGUCACAAGUACCAAAAAAGGAAAAAAUAUUGCGACGUUGGUUUGCUCGAGUCCGAAUGUAUGCUCUGACAUCUACGCCGAAAAUAUCAACGUCGUCAGUCCCAGUGGGUACAACCAAGCGAUUUGCACGAAUGUCGAUGACUCAUUGCUCUCCUUGAACUGCACUGCUUAA
Talaromyces marneffei is the source of this 1305-nucleotide messenger RNA. RefSeq lists its product as uncharacterized. Lineage: Eukaryota; Fungi; Ascomycota; Eurotiomycetes; Eurotiales; Trichocomaceae. Gene Ontology annotation, molecular function: polygalacturonase activity. The coding region runs from base 1 to 1305 and encodes 434 amino acids. The record is from RefSeq and is a predicted model, not a curated record. Gene Ontology annotation, biological process: carbohydrate metabolic process. The transcript is spliced from 7 exons.